Ambispora leptoticha is the source of this 2796-nucleotide messenger RNA. The record is from the annotation of a GenBank genome assembly. NCBI's taxonomy places the organism in Eukaryota, Fungi, Glomeromycota, Glomeromycetes, Archaeosporales, Ambisporaceae.
AUGACAAUAAUAGACUUAGAAAUACUAUCAGACAUUAUAACGUUUGCUUCACACACUUCUCCUAACGUGUCACCCGAGAACACUCCUUUUUCGUUUCUAAGCCUAUUUCGUGCGUACGAUAUAGUGCUGCGAACGCGCAAAAUCGACCCAUCAACAGAUAAAAUCUAUUACAAGUUUUUGUUGAAAUUAUGUUGUGAGCCGGGUGAGAAUUGGGAAGAAAAGUUUGAGAAUGUCGUAAGGAAACUUGGAUUAAUUGCUCAGGAUGUAAAGCUCUACGAUCAAAUAAUCGAGCCAACUGAACCUUUCUCUAAUAACAUUAGGUCAUUUGAGAAUAUAAACAAAACUUCUGAAUUAUCAAUUAAGGAUUUUUCUACGAAUAAAAAAGAGAAGAUGAAAAGUGAUACGACUGCUCAACCGCAACUAAGCCUCCCAAUAAAAAAUACUGCAUCUGUGGGACCUGCAAAGCAUGAAUUUUUGUCAAUUGAGCAGCCAACAGCAGCCUUAAUACACCCACCGCCGCUGCCGCCUCCUCCUAUUCCAUUAAUUCAUUCUACCGAAGAUGGUACCAUAUCCAAAGAAAAUAAACUAUCGACAUCUGUAAGUAUAGAAACCACAAUAGUGACUAAACAACAACCGAUUAAUGUUGCUAUUACGUCUCAAGAUACCAAGCAGAAAGAUGCACUUUCAACUUCGUCUUUUGAGAAAAAACCAACUUUUGAGAAGGAUGAAUCUACAAGAGCCAACAAAAAUCAAAUAAUAACUAUGUCGACACAACAACCACCUAAGAAUGCGAUUUCUGCUCAAAUCAUCCAAACUGAGGCAUUGAAAAGUGAUGAUUUGGAUAAAAUCUCAUCAGUUCCAGAACAACUAGAAAAUCUUCGGGAUUGCUUUCGGGCUUGGCGAAGAUACACUUCUAUUAUUCGUAAAAGACGAACCCACAUAAUUAAACAAUGGCAAACAGCAUCCGAGCAUUAUAAAAAUAAAUUGUUGGCAAAAUGUAUGCAUCAAUGGCGAAUUGUAUAUGAGUAUCAAAAAGAGAAAAUAAAAAAUGCAGAUGACCAUUAUAAUAGAAAUUUACUGCGAAAGGCCUUUGAUUUUUGGCAAAGUCGAAAAAACAAACUUGUAUUAAAUGCACGCAAAUCUAUCGUUCACGAUCAGAAACGCAAAGUCAAUAAAUAUUUUCAACUUUGGAUUUCAAGUCUUACCAUGAUCAAUGAAUCACGACAAACUGUUGAGGAAAGAGUGGACAUGAAUGAAAACACACCGGAUUUGUUACGUGCUUGUCUUAAUAAAUGGCGUUUACGAUAUAAUGAGAGAGAAAUUUUGACUCUGCAAAACGACAAAUAUUAUUCAAGACAACUUGCAUUAGCAAGCAAAUAUAGCAUUUUAGACGUAAACAAUGAAGGAAACUUAACACAGGCGGCUUUUGAGCAAUGGAAAGACAAAUAUAACAAUUAUGUGUCGUUGAGUGAAAUGGCCGAAGAUGAUUAUAAUACGAAAUUGGUUGAAUUCGCCUUCUUACAUUGGAAAAGAGUGCUGAAACGGAAAAAGAAUAUGGAAAAUAGAGCAGAUCGGAAAUUAAAGGAAAAAUAUUUUGUCGAGUGGUUUACUAGGGCUUAUCAAAAAUGGAAAUGGCGACAACCUCGAAAGUUAGUUGUAAUAAAAAUUUUACAAGAAUGGCGUCGUUGGGCUAAAGAACGUCAUAAAGAAAGAAUAGCGUUAGAAAAGGCUGCAAAUACAAAAUCCGAUGCGAUAAUACAAAGAAAGUGUUUCAUACACUGGAUUCAGCGAUAUCAGACAUUGGAGAUCAUGGAAAGUCAAGGAAUUGCACGCUGGGAGAGUAACACGCUAUCUAGGAAAUCAUUCGCACAAUUAAAUUUAAUCUGGUCGAAAAAUCAAUUUUAUAAACAACAAGCGAGUUUCUUUGUCAACCAUUGGAUACUCAAAAGAACAUUUCGACAUAUGCGAGAAUAUCAUAAACAUAUUCAAGGUCAUGAUUUACAAUGCAUUGUACAAAUUGAAAAGAUUCGCUGUGAGCUAACUCGACGCGUUUUGCGUGUAUGGCUUGUUUCACUGUUACGAUAUCAAACUCGACAGGAAAAAGUAGAUAUUGCCUACAAGAGAAACCUAAGGCGAAAAUAUUUUAAUCAGUGGCAUCGUAAAAUGUGUUUUACACGUCAUCGACAAGUUACUAUAGUUGUACAAUCUAAAAUGCGAGAUCAAGCCAGAUAUUUUAAGAAAUGGAGAAAAGCAUAUCAGAAACAAACAGAAUUAACUCAAAAAGCGAAUGUUGCAAACAAUCUCCGUAUCGAGCGAAGCUUUUUCAAAUUUUGGAAACUUCGAUAUGCACAUUUGAAGAAAAUGGAGAAUUUGGCUAUCGAAAGUUAUAAUACUCAUAUCUCAGAUAUUGCAUUCAAUAUAUGGAAUAAAUGGAAAUCAAAAACAGUCGCCUACGAACUAACACUUGAACUAGCCCAGGAACACUACAACCACCGAUUACUCAUCCCAUCAUUCUUCAGAUGGUGUCAAAUCUGGCAAGUUCACGAACACGAUCGGGCAACUGCCUUGUCUCACUACGAGAGAAAAUUGUUUGUGGGAAUAUGGACGAAUAUGAGAGCACGAUAUCAUCGUAUUAUGGGCGACCGUUGGAAGAUAGAAGCAAAUGCUCGUUUAGUGCGGAACGUUGAUUUAAGACGGCAACGGGGCGCGUUUAUUGCUUGGCGCAUUUUUGUUAAAAGGCGAAAAGAAUUACGUCUUGUGCUUGUCAGUACAGUUCAGAUGUUACCAGAAAGAUUA